Aegilops tauschii subsp. strangulata is the source of this 1401-nucleotide messenger RNA. RefSeq lists its product as uncharacterized. The record is from RefSeq and is a predicted model, not a curated record. NCBI's taxonomy places the organism in Eukaryota, Viridiplantae, Streptophyta, Magnoliopsida, Poales, Poaceae.
AUUUAUUGUUCAAGUGUAUAGUUGCUCGCUUUAGAUGGAGCGCUCUCCGUGAAAUAACCGGAGGUGCUUGGAACCCAAGUGGAUUCGUGGACCUAUAUAGGAUGGUUCAGGGCGCAUCGGGUGGGGAACACCGUCUGGCAUGGCUGGUUUUGGGGGCAUUGGCAUGGACCUUGUGGACUACACGCAAUAAAGCGCUUAUAGAGGGGAUUUUUUUUCACCAUUCAGCUGAUCUUCUAUACAAAAUGGUCUCUUUCUUGCAGCUUUUGAAGCUCAGGCAAAGUCAAAGGACAAAGGGAGCGUGGAGCAGCUCGUGCUAAAGAUGCGGGCAAAGUGCACUGAACUUCAUCGCGUCGGGUAGGAAUUUGCUUCCGUAGGGUGCCAUCCUUCCCGAUAUCUUCUGGGAGUCGGCAAUGUUAGUUGGCUUGCGAUCGGCGUUGUGUUGCUGUUAUCAACCGUUUCGGCUUGUAUCUACUCUUUUAUUUUGUUCUGUUUCCAUUUUGUUAGACUCUUGUACGACUUUGUAGGGCCUCAUCAUUAAGGCCAGGCAAGCGCCUCCUUUCAAAAAAAAAAUUUACGAGUCAACAAAAAAAAAACGCCUUUGGUUGAAGAAGAGAAAAAUCAGUUGCAACUUUCACGCCAAUUUGAUUCAUCGUCGGGGAGAUCUCCUAGUGGACGCAUAGCAUAGGGCUUUCUCCUCUCCCCAUCGCUCGGCCGGUCCAAUGGCCACCGACUCUUCCUACCCCGUCGAGUUCUUCCACCGCGGCGGCGGCGACGGCGACGGCCAAUGGUGCAGCCUCGGCGCCGCCUACGCCGCCGUCCGGGUCCUCCGCCCGCAGGGCCACUCCCUCGUCAUGUACACCGUUCCCGACGACCGGCCCCACCAGCGGAUCCUCUUCGCGUACCCGAUCCUCCCUGGCGACGCCUUCGAGAGGCUGGACGGGUCCACGCUCUCCUGGGCGGGGCAAGGCUCCGGCGAUGAGUUUGCUCUCUGCUUCCGCGACGAGGCCGCCUGCGCAGCGAUCUGCGGCGCCAUCUCCCCGGUGACGACGGCGCUUGCAGCCCUGGACGACAUCGCUGACAGGCUCGAGGGGUUGCGAGUGGCCGCGGCGGAGGGGGGCGCCACGGCCGCCGGAGGGGACAUCGCUUGUCGGCUCGCGCAGCUUAGCUUAGCCCGCGGGCCAUGAACUGGGCUACCCGGAGAAUUGAAACCAGCCAGAUCAAGUAGGUUUUUGCCAUAGCACCGUCGUGUUAGUUCAAUCAACUCUAUACUACGUAUAAAAUUCUGCAAACUUUUCUUCAGCAGUUUACAUCGCUUUGUUCCAAAACUGCAAUUGUUAAAGCAACAGAUGGAAAGAUUGCAGACUAUGAUGCCCAGUAAGGAAUUUCUUUUGAAUUUGGAAA